AUGGUUUCAGAAGCUAUCAUGAGUUGCCUAAUGUAUUGGGAUAUAGACCGUAAACUAUUUUCAAUGAUACUGGAUAGUUGCUCUACCUGUGAUAACAUUGCCGUUAGAAUUGGUGAUAGACUUCUGCAAAACAGGUUUCUUUAUUGUAAUGGGCAAUUAUUUGAUAUACGAUGUGCUGCAAAUGUUAUUAAUGCUAUGGUUCAGCAUGCUCUGGGAGCUGUAAGUGAAAUAGUCAUUAAGAUUCGUGAAACUAUUGGUUACAUUAAAAGUUCACAAAUUAUACUGGCAAAGUUCAAUGAGAUGGCUAAAGAAGUUGGGAUCCUGAGUCAAAAGGGCUUAUGUCUAGAUAAUGCAUCACAAUGGAAUUCCACAUACUCAAUGCUUGAAGUUGCCUUGGAAUUCAAGGAUGUUUUAAUUCUCUUGCAAGAAAAUGACACUGCCUACAAAGUCUGUUUAUCUGAUGUAGAGUGGGAGAGAAUCACAGCAGUUACCAGCUACUUGAAGCUUUUUGUUGAGGUUAUAAAUGUUUUCACUAAGAAUAAGUAUCCAACUGCAAACAUAUAUUUCCCUGAGCUCUGUGAUGUUAAGCUGCAUUUGAUUGAAUGGUGCAAGAAUUCAGAUGAGUAUAUCAGUUCUUUGGCGUCAAGAUUGAGAAGCAAGUUUGAUGAGUACUGGGAGAAAUGUAGUUUAGGGUUGGCAGUUGCUGCGAUGUUAGACCCUCGAUUCAAGAUGAAGUUGGUAGAUUAUUAUUAUCCACAAAUUUAUGGCAGCAUGUCUGGAAGUCGAAUUGAAGAGGUCUUUGAUGGUGUGAAAGCUCUAUACAAUGAACAUUCGAUAGGCUCCCCAUUAGCAUCUCACGAUCAAGGUCUGGCCUGGCAAGUUGGCAAUGGCCCACUUCUCUUACAAGGUUCUGCAAAGGAUUCAAGGGAUCGAUUGAUGGGGUUUGAUAAAUUUCUCCAUGAAACUUCACAGGGUGAAGGUACAAAAUCAGAUCUAGACAAGUAUUUGGAAGAACCCCUUUUUCCACGCAAUGUUGAUUUCAACAUACUGAACUGGUGGAGAGUUCACACCCCCAGAUAUCCUGUCUUAUCCAUGAUGGCACGCAAUGUUUUAGGAAUUCCAAUGGCAAAGGUUGCGCCUGAACUGGCCUUUAAUCACAGUGGAAGGGUCCUUGAUCGUGAUUGGAGCUCACUUAAUCCUGCUACUGUCCAAGCUUUGGUGUGUUCACAAGAUUGGAUAAGGAGUGAACUGGAAAAUUAGAUUGCUUUUUCCCUGCAUUCUAAUUGUACAUGCCAAUUCUCCCCAUAGAAAUAUUCCCAUGUAAGUUAUAUAUCUUCUAACUCUACAUUUCAAUUUUCUUGACCUUUUUAUACACUGGUUCUGUUUAGCCAUAGCAUUAUGCAACUUAGCAAGUUAUUUUAUGAUUCU
Messenger RNA from Vigna umbellata (rice bean), 1428 nucleotides. The record is from RefSeq and is a predicted model, not a curated record. Lineage: Eukaryota; Viridiplantae; Streptophyta; Magnoliopsida; Fabales; Fabaceae.